Molecule: messenger RNA, 820 nt
Organism: Lolium rigidum
Lineage: Eukaryota; Viridiplantae; Streptophyta; Magnoliopsida; Poales; Poaceae
Product: probable glutathione S-transferase GSTU1
Exons: 1
Coding region: 4-684 (226 amino acids)
Biological process (GO): glutathione metabolic process
Cellular component (GO): cytoplasm
Molecular function (GO): glutathione transferase activity
Source: RefSeq, a predicted model, not a curated record
AGAAUGGUGGCGGGCGAGGAGAAGGGUCUGGUGCUGCUGGACUUCUGGGUGAGCCCGUUCGCUCAGCGGUGCCGCAUCGCGCUGGCGGAGAAGGGCCUGGCGUGCGAGUCGGUGGAGCAGGAGCUGCUGGGCGACAAGGGCGAGCUCCUCCUCCGCAGCAACCCCGUCCACAAGAAGGUCCCCGUGCUCCUCCACGCCGGCCGCGCCGUGUGCGAGUCCCUGGUCAUCCUCGAGUACAUCGAGGACGCCUUCGCCGAAGCGACGCCGCGUCUGCUCCCCGCCGACCCCUUGGCGCGCGCGCACGCGCGGUUCUGGGCCGACUACGUGGACAAGACGGUGUACGGCAUCGGCACGCGGCUGUGGAAGCUCAAGGGGGAGGGGAGGGCGGCGGCGCGGGCCGAGAUGCUGCAGACGCUCAGGACGCUGGACGGCGAGCUCGGGGGCAAGGCCUUCUUCGGCGGCGAGGCGUUCGGGUUCGUGGACGUGGCGCUCAUACCGCUCACGUCGUGGUUCUACAGCUACGAGAAGCACGGCGAGUUCAGCGUCCAGGAGGAGUUCCCGAGGCUGGCGGAGUGGGCGAGGCGGUGCGGGGAGAGGGAGAGCGUGGCCAAGAUCCUGACCAAGCCGGAGGACGUGCUCGACUUCAUCGGCCUGCUCAAGAAGUGCUACGGCAUCGUCGAGUAGCGCAUCUGUCGUUUGCUCAGAGGAGCUGGCCAGCGUCCAUACACCUCGUUUGGCUUUGAAGUACUCGGUCGUGGUGUUCUUUUAUCAAGAAGAUGCUGUCCAAUGUAUUUGGGAGCAAGCACGCAGAUACUCUCUC